Molecule: messenger RNA, 787 nt
Organism: Vanessa atalanta (red admiral)
Lineage: Eukaryota; Metazoa; Arthropoda; Insecta; Lepidoptera; Nymphalidae
Product: protein Asterix
Exons: 4
Coding region: 235-561 (108 amino acids)
Biological process (GO): protein insertion into ER membrane
Cellular component (GO): endoplasmic reticulum membrane
Molecular function (GO): protein folding chaperone
Source: RefSeq, a predicted model, not a curated record
CUUUAGGUAUUACACUCAUGUUUCACUUUCCAGGUUCAAACUUCAAGUAAAAAGUAAACUAUAACUAACUGCAGACGUCACUGUAGUUAAAUUAAUAUAGCCCUAAUAAGUUUAUAAUUCAAUUACAAAACAAAAAUACCAUAAAUUAUUACCAGCGUUCUGGCUCCGUUCUUUUGAAUUGUAGUGAUAUAUACAGUUUCAAUUAUUUGCGGGCCAGUGUUAAAACCUACAAAGAUGCAACUGACGGUGGAUCCAAGACGUGCUGACCGUGAACGUCGUUACAAACCUCCACCAGCAUCUUCAGCUCCAGCUGAAGAUCUCACUACAGACUAUAUGAAUAUACUCGGUAUGGUGUUUUCAAUGUGUGGUCUUAUGAUGCGCCUUAAAUGGUGUGCAUGGACUGCGGUGUUCUGUUCCAGCAUUAGCUUUGCCAACUCUAGAGUAUCAGAUGAUACAAAACAGAUUGUCAGCUCCUUUAUGCUUUCAAUAUCAGCUGUUGUCAUGUCAUAUCUACAAAAUCCUGCUCCUAUGUCUCCACCGUGGGCUGCUCUAACAACAUAGUCACCAAUUAUACUUUAAAUUAAUAAAAAUAUAUUUCAAAUGUUAUCUAUUAAUAUAUAUUGUGAUUUUAUUUCUUUGAAAUAAUUCAACUGAAUAAUAAAGAAAAGACUUGCAAAUUAUUAGUAUUCAGUAAAUAAUAUGUAUUGAAACAGAAGGCAAUAACAACUAGUUUGUUAUAUAUUUUUGUAUACUAAUCUCUUAUAUUAUUUAUAUUUCCAACCCGUUG